Molecule: messenger RNA, 1194 nt
Organism: Puma concolor (puma)
Lineage: Eukaryota; Metazoa; Chordata; Mammalia; Carnivora; Felidae
Gene: VPS37A
Product: VPS37A subunit of ESCRT-I
Biological process (GO): protein targeting to membrane; protein targeting to vacuole; ubiquitin-dependent protein catabolic process via the multivesicular body sorting pathway
Cellular component (GO): ESCRT I complex
Source: RefSeq, a predicted model, not a curated record
AUGAGCUGGCUCUUUCCCCUGACCAAGAGCGCUUCCUCCUCCGCAGCUGGGUCCCCCGGUGGCCUCACCAGCCUCCAGCAGCAGAAGCAGCGCCUCAUAGAGUCCCUCCGGAAUUCACACUCCAGUAUAGCUGAAAUACAGAAAGAUGUGGAAUACAGGUUGCCAUUCACCGUAAACAACCUGACAAUUAACAUUAAUAUAUUGCUCCCUCCACAGUUUCCUCAGGAAAAACCAGUGAUCAGUGUUUAUCCACCAAUACGACAUCACUUAAUGGAUAAACAAGGAGUCUAUGUUACCUCUCCAUUAGUAAACAACUUUACAAUGCAUUCAGAUCUUGGAAAAAUUAUUCAGAGUCUAUUGGAUGAGUUUUGGAAGAAUCCUCCAGUUUUAGCUCCUUCUUCAACAGCAUUUUCAUACCUAUACAGUAAUCCAAGUGGGAUGCCUCCUUACGCAUCUCAGGGUUUUCCAUUUCUUCCUCCAUAUCCUCCACAAGAAGCUAACAGGACUAUCACUUCUUUGUCUGUUGCUGACACUAUUUCUUCUUCAACAACAAGUUACACAGCAGCCAAACCCGCUGCUCCUUCUUUCGGCGUCCUUUCAAAUCUGCCAUUACCUGUUCCCACAACAGACGCUUCAGCACCGAUAAGCCAAAAUGGUUUUGGUUACAAGAUGCCGGACGUCCCUGAUGCAUUUCCAGAACUCUCAGAACUAAGUGUAUCACAGCUUACAGAUAUGAAUGAACAAGAGGAGAUAUUACUGGAACAAUUUGUGACUUUGCCUCAACUAAAACAGAUAAUUACCGACAAGGAUGACUUAGUAAAAAGUAUUGAAGAGCUAGCAAGAAAAAAUCUUCUUUUGGAGCCCAGCUUGGAAGCCAAAAGGCAAAUUGUUUUAGAUAAGUAUGAGUUGCUUACACAACUGAAAUCUACUUUUGAAAAGAAGAUGCAAAGGCAGCAUGAACUUAGUGAGAGCUGUAGUGCGAGUGCCUUGCAGGCAAGAUUGAAAGUAGCUGCUCAUGAAGCUGAGGAAGAAUCUGAUAAUAUUGCUGAAGAUUUCUUAGAGGGAAAAACCGAAAUAGAUGAUUUUCUCAGUAGCUUCAUGGAAAAGAGAACAAUUUGCCACUGUAGAAGAGCCAAGGAAGAGAAACUUCAACAAGCAAUAACAACGCACAGCCAAUUCCAUGCUCCACUAUAG